AUGGAUCUCCCCCUGGAUCCUCAAUUGACUACCCCGGAUCUUUUGGUAGCUCAAGAACUCCUCCGACAAAAUGAGCACCCCCAAGAGAAUAGCAGCGGCAAAGAAGCUAUCAAAAGACUGAAGGCUCUGAACGAUGUCACGGACCCAGACUUUGAUCCUACGGUCUUUCAGUUCUGGGAGACACACCUCCUUCGCCAGAAGUUGCCUCGUCCCAUCCGACAGUACUUGUUAGAGCCCUAUAUUCGCUGGGCUCAGCAAGUCGCACGUUUUCCAGCUGACGUAGUGAUGAUCACACAUCUUCUGCUCUACCUGACGACUUCGAUCCCCAGUGCACUUUACCUCUAUUGCUACCACUUUAGCUGGAUCCAUGGUCUUCUCCACUGGAUUGUGCAUGUCUGGUAUGCAGGCAGCUACACGCUCAUGAAACAUCAAUAUGUCCACAUGAAAGGCGUUUUGGCGCCUCAAUAUGGUCUGAUCGACACGCUCUUUCCGUAUGUCGUUGAUCCCUUUGUCGGCCACACGUGGAAUUCUUACUACUACCACCAUGUGAAGAUGCACCAUGUUGAAGGAAAUGGACCUCGAGAUCUCAAUUCAACAAUGUGGUAUGAUCGAGACUCGAUAGCCGACUUUGCCCGUUAUGUUGGCCGCUUUUUCUUUCUGAUCUGGCUUGAUCUUCCGAUUUAUUUCCUAGGGAAGGGGCAAUACUUCACUGCCUUCAGGACCGCUUUCUGGGAAAUCAGCAAUUACACCGCCGUUGCUCUGUUGUACCAAUACGGGCAUGCGCAGGCCACGUUUUGUGUCUUUGUCCUGCCACUCUUGACGCUUCGCGCAGGACUAAUGGCUGGAAACUGGGGCCAGCACGCAUUUGUGGAUCCUAGCGAUCCUUCGUCCGAUUUCCGAUCCAGUGUGACCUUGAUUGAUGUAGCUAGCAAUCGAUUUUGCUUCAACGACGGAUACCAUACCUCUCAUCAUCUCCAUCCUCGUCGCCAUUGGAGGGAACACCCACUAGCGCUUCUGCGAGACCAAGAACGAUAUGCGGACGAGCGGGCGCUGGUAUUUCGAAAUGUGGAUUACAUGAUGCUGACGGUGAAAUUGCUGCAGAAGGACUACCUGCACCUGGCUCGAUGCAUGGUCCCGAUUGGUCCCGAACAGAGAAAGAUGAGUUUAGAGGAACGCGCAAAUAUGCUACGGAGUCGGACCCGACGCUUGCCCGAUGCAUACUUGAAGAAACACAGUUUGAAAAAGCGAUGA
Molecule: messenger RNA, 1251 nt
Organism: Penicillium nucicola
Lineage: Eukaryota; Fungi; Ascomycota; Eurotiomycetes; Eurotiales; Aspergillaceae
Product: fatty acid desaturase
Exons: 2
Coding region: 1-1251 (416 amino acids)
Biological process (GO): lipid metabolic process
Source: RefSeq, a predicted model, not a curated record